Messenger RNA from Spizellomyces punctatus DAOM BR117, 2281 nucleotides. RefSeq lists its product as uncharacterized. Gene Ontology annotation, molecular function: DNA-binding transcription factor activity, RNA polymerase II-specific; RNA polymerase II cis-regulatory region sequence-specific DNA binding. Gene Ontology annotation, cellular component: nucleus. Gene Ontology annotation, biological process: regulation of transcription by RNA polymerase II. The transcript is spliced from 3 exons. The coding region runs from base 518 to 2077 and encodes 519 amino acids. The record is from RefSeq and is a predicted model, not a curated record. NCBI's taxonomy places the organism in Eukaryota, Fungi, Chytridiomycota, Chytridiomycetes, Spizellomycetales, Spizellomycetaceae.
UUACUUCUAAGUCUCGACUGGUUUUUUUAAACCCAGCUUAAUGCGGGCCAUGAAUGAAGAAAUUCGUCGGGUAUGCCCAAACUUUUCUUCCCUCUACUUGCUGCCGCAUGACCACUCUGCAAGCCCCUAAUUCUAGAAAUGGAUCUAAAGCGCCGCAUUCACUGGUGUCCAUAGCUGUGCAUGCAAAGUAUAUGGCUUUAUAAAGUAUCCUGAAUUUAUUUUUGUCGCGAGAUUCAACUCCGGCUAUUGAGAACAAUCGUAACGAGAUUUGCUUCAGAUGAAAGCUAAGAAUAUCAGGUCGCUAUAAAAAGCAGCGAAUCAGAGGCGAAUUCGAUGGUCACAUCACCUUUUUGCUGGGGAGCAGUUUAGACUGGGGUCUACACCUUUCAUAUAAACAACUCCACAUCUGUUUUCCCCCUUUUCUUCCAAUCUUUUGGCCUUCUUUAUUUGCCAGUCGGAAGCUCCGCUAUCUUCUCCCGCCAUUUGCCUAGAAUUGCUUCAACCCGCAACCCGGUCCAUGUCCCAAAUACAAAAUCUCGCGUCAAUGGAUUGGCUUCAAAAAGUCAAGUCAGACACGCUGCCGACCUCAAGCCCUAAAUCUCCGGCACCUCUUCAUCUUAACAGACUCACGGAUGCUCCGAUCGUGCACCCUUCACCGAUUACGCCGGGCACCAUUACACCAGGUAGCAUGUCCAUGAUACCCGUCAACACACAAAAGCAGUUGGUACCGGCCACUCCUGUAACCCCCACGACACCAGGCUCCGUCUCAUCGCCCAAUAGGUCAAAGAAAGUCAAUCCAAUUGAAUCUGGCCUGCACCUAGAAACCCACAUGACGGGAAAACCGCCGUACUCUUAUGCGACGCUCAUCACGUAUGCCAUUCAAACGAGUCCACGCAAGCGGUUGACCUUGAAUGACAUUUACAACUGGAUUUUGGAGAACUAUCCGUAUUUCAGGACUGCUGGCAGUGGAUGGAAGAACUCCAUACGUCAUAACCUUUCCCUCAACAAAGCUUUCAUUCGAGUGCCACGCCCUGCCAAUGAGCCCGGAAAAGGUUCAUAUUGGAUGAUUGAUAUGAGCGCUCUCAAUGAACCUGGCAGAACGCGCAACCGCCGUCGCUCCAGCAAUAGCAAUGCUGGCCUCAGACCACAGCCGUACGUGUUCGAUGGUCCUCGCAGUGCACCGGCGCUAUCAUCCAGCAACGUAUUCCAAUACCCAGUCAAUAUGAACGGUAGCCACGACAACAACAUGUUAAUGCCCAACCGACGACGCCCGUCUGCUGGCAACGGUCCACAGCUCGGUCGCUUAGGCAUCCAUAUACCCAACCAUCGCGCGACGGGAGGCUACAACAACAAUGACCAGAACGGUCUUCUCACGGCUCCUCCUACCAUGGGCGGGUACCCGCUCUUGUCAGGCUCAUCUCCUAUGACCUCCGCGCAACCCAUGUCCGCUUACCCGCGCACCCCUUUUCCUGAUUCCAGCGGUGCAUCCUAUGCAGGGUUCCCAUCUUCUGCCCCGCCCAACAUGUUGGCUCGUUCCAUGUCCACAACCACAGCUAGUGGGCAAAAUAGAGGAAUGAUCCCGCCCAGCCCUUUGACUCGAUCUCUAAGUGAUGGCAUACGCAUAAUGCACCAUGGUGCGUCGUCCCCUAUGCAGCAGUCAGGGGAUUAUGGUUUCUCAGGUGUUCAACCUACGUAUCCAUCCGGAACAACGCAGUCAUUCAACAACCCAGCGAGUUCCCCAGCUCGCCGAGCUUUUCAAAAACACAACAACACAACGCCACCCAAAAACUCUGCAAACCAUAUGACGAUUUCUCCCGAUCACACUCCCUAUUCUCCUCAUACCCCCCACAGACCUUCCAACACAAUGUCCCCAUCACGGAAUUAUGGUUUCGAGCACGGACGUCCAUUUGCCCAAUCUGAUCUCUCUUCUACACAUCCUGGAGUGUAUCAAGACACCCUUGACAAACUCCUCAACUCUUUGGAUCAUGCUCAACAAGACACCGGGGAGCUAUUAGGCUUGUCGCCUUUGGGUGGUCGUUCAGAUGCUGACGGUUAUGAAUGGGGAGAAACUCUUUAGCGCUGGUUGGUGGUUGCAUUAUUACGUGUUAUGUAGAUAGCAGCGGGGUUCAUCGCUUGACUCGUUGAGGAAAAUUAUGAGACUUUUGCUUCUUUUUUUUUGUUUUGCGCGAGCCUCUUUUGUUUUGUUCAAUAGUACCUGGCAUUGUGCAUUCAUUCCUCGCAUUCCAGCCUGGUCUGGCACAUACCAUAAUUCGCACACCCG